Molecule: messenger RNA, 6370 nt
Organism: Ctenopharyngodon idella (grass carp)
Lineage: Eukaryota; Metazoa; Chordata; Actinopteri; Cypriniformes; Xenocyprididae
Product: DENN domain-containing protein 4B-like
Biological process (GO): regulation of Rab protein signal transduction
Cellular component (GO): cytoplasmic vesicle
Molecular function (GO): protein binding
Source: RefSeq, a predicted model, not a curated record
CAGUGGCGUUUAGACCGGCGUGAUGACGGAAGAGCGAUGUCCGCAGCUGGUGGAUUAUUUCGUGGUGGCGGGUCUGGCAGGCGACUCUUCUCCGCUGGACGAGGAGGGUCAGCAGAGGGGCGUGCGAGCGGUGCAGCCCGUCACGGAUCUGGCCGUGAUCGCCCGCGGCCUCGGGGAGGACGUCCCGGAGGGCUUCACCUGCAUCGAGAAGACACAAGGAGGCCAUCCGGCGGAGCUGAGCGCCGGACUGCUGAACAACCCGCACAUGUUCCUGUGCUACAGGAGAGGACACGACAAACCGCCCCUCGUAGAGCUCGGCGUUCUGUACGAGGGUAAGGAUCCCGUGCGGCCGGGAUGGCAGGUGAUCGAGACGACGCCGUACAGCCGGUCGGCCAGCCUGAGCUCCGGCGGCCCCGCGACCCACCGCACCUUCCUGACGUUCCGCAGAGCGCCGGAUUCACAGGCGCUGAACACGCUGGGCGUGACCGAGAUCUCGCUGCUGAUGCCCAGCAAGGGCGAGACGGCGCCGCACACCUACUGCCGAGUGGACAAGAACCUCAACACGGGCAUGUGGGGUCCAGCGCUGUAUCUUUGCUACAAGCGUUCAGUGGCUAAAGCAAACGCUCUGGUGUACGAGGCAGGUCUGAUCAGUCGGUAUCCUGAGGAGGAUCUGGAGUCGUUUCCUCUGCCGGAUUCAGUCCCAGUGUUCUGCCUCCCGAUGGGUGUGACGGUGGAGAGCUGGCCGCUCAACACCAAAUACCAGCUGCCCAUCUUCUCCACGUUUGUCCUGACCAGCGCCUCCGGAGACAAGGUGUACGGUGCAGCGAUCCAGUUCUACGAGACGUACCCACGCGAGUCUCUGUCCGAGAGGCAGUGUGUGCGUCUGGGUCUGCUGAGCGUCGUGGACCGCCGGCCCAUCACCAACCGCAGCGUGCAGGUCAAGAAGAGCAUCUGCGUUCUGUCGCACUGGCCCUUCUUCAGCGUCUUCCAGAAGUUCCUCACCUUCAUAUACAGAUACUCUAUCUCUGGGCCGCACGUGCUGCCGCUGGAGAAGCACAUAUCGAGCUUCAUGCACAACGUCCCGUUCCCGUCCGCUCAGCGUCCUCGUAUCCUGGUGCAGCUCUCUCCGUAUGAUAACCUGCUGCUCUGUCAGCCCGUCUCGUCCCCGCUGCCGCUCAGUGGUGCCAGUUUUGUGAAGCUGCUGCAGAAUCUGGGUCCUGAGAACGCCUGUACGCUGCUGCUGGCCGUCCUGACCGAACACAAGCUGCUGCUGCACUCGCUGCGGCCCGAUGUGCUGACGUCCGUCAGCGAGGCGCUGGUGUCGAUGUCGUUUCCCCUGCGCUGGUACUGCCCCUACAUCCCCCUGUGCCCGCUGCGGAUGGCAGAUGUGCUGUGCGCGCCCAUGCCCUUCAUCGUGGGCGUCCACUCCAGCUACUUCGACCUGUACGACCCUCCAUCUGAUGUGGUGUGUGUGGAUCUGGACACCAACACCAUUUUCCAGUCUGAAGAUAAGAAGCCUCUGUCCUGGAGGUCUUUGCCCAGGAAACAUGGGAAAAUCCUGCAGAACUCUCUGACCAACCUGCACAAAACUCUGGAGAAGAUCUACACGCCCGGGCAGGAGGAGGCCACGCUGGAGUUCCUGCUGACGGACUACGAUCUGAUCUACGGCCGUCAGAAGCAGCUGGAGCUGGAGAUCCAGGAGGCGUUUCUGCGCUUCAUGAGCUUUUUACUGAGAGGCUACAGGUCCUUCCUGCUGCCCAUCACACAGGCGCCGUCGGACCGAACCACAGACUGCAGCUCCCUCUUCAACCUGCAGGGUUUCCUGAAGUCACGUGAUCGCACGCAGCAGAAGUUUUACACCCAGCUCACGAAGACGCAGAUGUUCACGCAGUUUAUCGAGGAGUGCUCGUUCGUCAGCGACCGUCACGCCAGCCUGGAGUUCUUCGACGAGUGCGUGCAGAAGGUGGAUGUUGAGAAGCCGGAGGACGUGCGAUUGAUAGAUCAUGACGAGUGUCACAGCGGCGAACACACGGUGUUCAUAAUGCCUCCGGAGGAACCGCAGGAGCCCGACGGGUCGGAGUGUCCCGCACACUACAGCUACGACACCUUCCCGAUCCUCCAGCCGGAUCUGUUCGAUCGGCCGAUGGAUCAGCUGCGCACUCCUGCUAAAGGAAGUGCCCCGAGUAGCCCCGCCCCCCGCCGCACCAAACAGGAAAUCAAGCUGGCGCAGAAGAAGGCCCAGAAGUACUCGACGGUGCCGGACAUGUGGUCCAAGUGCCUGCUGGGUCACUGCUACGGCCUGUGGUUCAUCUACUUACCCACGUUUGUUAAAGCAGAGAGCACUAAGGUCCGCGCGCUGCACGCCGCAUACGAGGUCCUCAAACACAUGGAGACGCGGAAGGUGGUGCUGCCCGACGAGGUGUGUUACCGGAUCCUGAUGCAGCUGUGCGGUCAGUACGGGCAGCCCGUUCUAGCGGUCCGAGUUCUGCUGGAGAUGAAGAAAGCUGGAAUCACGCCCAACACCAUCACAUACGGAUACUACAAUAAAGCGGUGCUAGAGAGCAAGUGGCCAUCCACCAAUCAGGGAGGGCGUCUUCGCUGGGCGAAGCUUCGUAACGUGAUAUUGGCCGUGGCUCAGUUCAGGCAGCCAAUCAAACAGCAGCAUAGGAGCGCGUCUUUCGGUUCCCGCCCAGGAGAUGUGCUGUCCAAGCCCCGCCCCUACUCGGCUCUGAUUCGUCAGUCCAGCUGGAGCGGGUUGAGUGAAAGCUCCAGCCAUGAAUCUCUGACCAAGAGUAACAGUCUGAGCAGCGUGCAGGCGUCAGGAAGCAAGCUGAAGCUGUCAAAGAAAGCGUCAGCUGAUGCCGCGGCCUCCCGCAAGCCUCCCGCCGGCCCUGUGCUGGUGCGCCGCAGCGACGUCUGCCUGUCCACCUUCUACACAGACUGUGCAGAGACCGCAGACGCAGACGCAGACGCAGACUGCAGGUGUCAGCCUGCCGAGAGGGACAGCAGGUCGGCAGAAGUGAGGGAGACUCUAAACAGGAAGUCGGUCGAUGAAAACUACAACAACGUUUCUUCUCCGAGCCGUGGACUGGCCGGGAAACUGCAGCAGCUGCUGACGCCCACGAGGAACCGGACGUCAGUGCGACGGGCCGCCAGCGUGGACGACCGACGGCGAGGCAGCGGAAGCUCCCGCCGCACCUCCGACCACAAACCGUCACGGAAGAUUCAGAUGGCCGAGAGUCUGUUGAAGGCCAAAGAGCGGCUGUAUAACGCCACGUCUGAGAGCUCGCUGUCUGUAGGGAGUGACAUCGACAUGACUGACAUCCACACGCUGGCGGUUCCUCUCAGGAAGUCGUGGGAUUCUGCACAGGAAGGGGCGGGAAUUGAGGUGCUGAUGUCGAGCUGCUCGCUGUGCCGCAGCUGUAAUUCUCUGGUGUAUGAUGAGGAGAUCAUGGCGGGCUGGUCAUCUGACGACUCCAACCUCAACACCACCUGCCCGUUCUGCUCCGCACCGUUCGUCCCUCUGCUGAACGCGGAGAUCUGUGACAUGGGGCCCGUCUGCAGUGCGGAGCGCAGUCACCUGAACUCGGAGGAUGAGCUGGAGAACUCCAUCAGGCCUCCUGCUGGCCGGGACGACACACUGCAGCACCUGUGCAACGGCGUCAGAGAGACCGACUCCAGCUCCGAGACCAGCAGCCAAUCAGAGAGCAGCAGCCUAGCGGGCGGAUCCCCGCAGGUGACGGUGGCGUACCUGAGCCCGCUGGUGCUGCGCAAGGAGAUGGAGAGUCUGCUGGAGAACGAGGGCGAGGCUGUUCUCUCUCAGGUCCAGCUGCUGGACAGUCACUCCAUCCUCUUCUGGAAUCUGGUGUGGUACUUCUCGCGCCUCGGCCUGCCCAGUAACCUGUCGCAGCUGCUGAGGGCGUCUCCGCUGACCGCACGGCUCACGCAGGGGUCAGAGGGCGCGGCGGUGCGCGUCAGGCUGAUGUGGGACACUUUGACCCCUGACAUGGAGCAGUGGCCGCCGCUCUACAUGCUCUGGAGGAUUCACAGUGGCGUCCCAAUGCGUGCCUACAACUGGCGGCAUCACAACCAUCCCUUCACCCUUAGCUUCCUGGAGGAAGUGCUGCGAUGGGUCGGCAUGAACGAGGUACACAAAGCCAUCACGCUCUUCCUGGAUACUGUUGCUAAGCAACCAGGCACUCCUCGGAUACAGAGGAGUCUGUACAGAGAGAUGCUCUUCCUCACGCUGGCUGCUAUGGGCAAAGAUCACGUCGCUUCGUUUGAUAAGCGCUAUAAGGCGGCGAUCGUGCGCUUGAGUGGAUCUCUGGGCCGAGAGGAGCUGCGGAGGAAGAGGAUCCAGCCGCCCAGUCCUAAAGCCGUCGACUGCAGACGCUGCUUCCUGUUGCCGCUGGAGUGCUAAAGGCCACUUACACACACACAAACACACACACACACACACACACACACACACACACACUCACACGCUCUCACAUGCUCUCACACAGACACACACACUCUGACUCACACAUACAUUACACAUGCACACACACUCUCUCACACACACACACACACUCUCACACAGACACACACACUCACACACACAUACUGACUCACACAUUACACAUGCACACACACACACACUCCGCUCCGUCUCGUCAUGUCUUGCUGUCUGCCUUCUCACACACACACACUCAGUCUAACCGCUUCACUGAAGAUGCCCACGUGCUCCGCUGUGCAUUAUGGGAAUGUGCGAUCCUUCCACCAGAAACUGCUUCCGUAUCCCACAAUGCUGAGCAAACUGACGCCCCUCAGACACACACUUCCUGUCUCGACUAUGGAAGCCCAUUUCUGCCACAUCAGAAAAACAAGCAUGCUUUUGUAAAUCAUAAUUAUGAUGUAAAAGUCUAAAUUAUGAGAUAAAAAGUUGAAAUUAGGACUUUUUCAGUAAACUAUGACUGUCAGUUUUGACUUUUUAUCUCAUAAUUAUGAUUUAGUAUGUAAUAAUUUCGACUCUUUAUGUCAUAAUUAUGAUUUGCAAAAGCAUGUUUUUAUGUGUGAGGAAUGAUCUUCCACUCUUGACUGAGGGUUUUUAGGAUAUAAUGACACAGAAGAGGCGACGGAAGCGUCUGGAUUUACCUCGUUUAUUUCUGUUCGGUUUGAUCGUGUUGAUUUCAUGGAACUCAGACUGUUUGAAAUGACAGAAAGCAUCAUGGGAGUCUGUUUAGAUCGUCUUGCACUGGAGUGAUGCUUUGAGCUCGUGUUCGUGUCAGAUGUUUCCCGACCAGCCUUUCUUCUUCUUCAUCAUCAUCAUCGCUCUGCGUUUGCGCCGUGGACUGGAUGGUGUGGCAGCUGGUGAGGACACGAGUCGGUGUCCCGUUGCUGCUGUUCAAACACGCGUCACAUGCUUUUAUCCAGUCAGGGUUUAAUGUGAUGAUCCGUGACUUUAGCAGCUCCACGUUUCCUUCCAGCUCCUCUAGAAUCAAGAUUUUAGCAGCGAGACGUUAUUCAUCAAACACAUUCACCCCCAAACGCUCAUUCACGUGAUCAGCAGCUCAUUUACAGGGAAAGUUCGUCCAAAACCAUCAAGAAUACAGUAUAAAAUCAUGAAGGAAAUACAUGCAUUCAGUUCUAUAAAACACACAAUAAAUUGAAUUUAAUAAUAAUUUGCAAUGACACAGAUGAUGAUUUUCAUAUUUUUUGAGCAUUUUGGAGGUAAAUGUGCUUGAAUUUCAUGACAAUUGUGUAAAAAAAUAAUCUGGUAACACUUUACAGCAAGGUCUCAUUUGUUAAUGCAUUAAUUAAAAUGAACUAUCGAUUAGCAUUUUACAGCAUUUAACAAUCCUAGUUAAUGUCAGUUAAUAAAAAUACCAUUCUUCAUAGUUAGUUCAUGUUUACAGUGCGUUAACUAAUGUUUACAGAUCAACUCUUGAUUUUAAUAAUGCAUCAGUAGAUGUUCAGGCUGAAGGUUCUGGUCUCGCUCUGCUCAUGUCCGAUCUUCUGAUCCGUGUGUUUUUGUGUUUGUACGGCUGUGGUCUGUGUUUAAACCAGAGGAAACGCUGUAGGAUUUACGCCACAUCAUUUAGUCUUAAGUUCAUCAGUGAGGAAAAUGAACCUGCUAGAAGUGUUUUAAUGGCAUUAGAGGAAAUGAUGUAAGAGGAAGCUGUAGUUUCUGCUCUCAUUCACUGCAAUAACCUGCACAUUCACUGCAGAGACGGACGCUUCGUUUUUAAAGUUUAAAGAGAAAAGAGAUUAUAAAGCUAUAUUUAAGUUUUACAUGUUUGCUGUGGUAAUUUAUAUUGAUGUGACCUUUGACCUUUGUUGUGAAUGUUUUGUUUUUUGUUUUUUAAGAAAAGAGUUUUAAGAACCCUCA